AUGAGGCAGGAGGAGCUGCGGUUGGAGACUGGUCUGGGCUACCUGUGUGAAACCCAGGCUCUAGAAAUAAGUCCAGGGCGCGGGAUUGCGCGCGAGAGCGCGGGCGGAGCCCCCUCUGGACCACUCGCCCGGCCGGCGUUUCGCGGUCGCCAGGACAACCGGGCCUCCCGCAACGGCGGCGGGAACAAGUCGUUGAGGCCGCGGAGCAACCCAGGCCCUCUGGGGGCGCCCGCCCGCCGGCCUUCAGACGAUGCGAAGAUGGUGGGGAGGACGCGGAAUAAGCCCAGGGGCCCGGAGCCCGCCCUCCUCGCCCGCGCCGCGCCGACCAAGCGCCGGCGCCCGGCCACCGGGGCCGGGGAGCCCGAGCUGGAGGAGGAGCCGCAAGCCCCAGGGCCCACGUCGGGGUCCCUCCCGCAGCCCCUGCUUCCGGGCGGCGGCAGACACCUGCCUGGGGGCGCCCGCGACUACUCGCCGCGCAGGAUCCGCAAUCUGAACGGGCAAAACUACGCGAACCUGGAAGCGGUGUCCAGGUCGGCCCUACAGGGCCGCUUCCAGUUCCUGCACAGCUUCGUGGAGCAGGUCCGCCACAAGAUGCUCGGCCUGCAGGUGCGCCGCUUCUCCAGCCGGACCACCUGGGGCAUAGCUGCCUUUGUGGGAGUUUUGCACUGGAUACAUCUGGUGACACUUUUUGAAAAUGACCGUCACUUUUCUCACCUCUCAUCUUUGGAACGGGAGAUGACUUUUCGCACGGAAAUGGGGCUUUAUUAUUCCUACUUCAAGACCAUUAUCGAAGCACCUUCGUUCUUGGAAGGGCUGUGGAUGAUCAUGAAUGACAGGCUCACCGAAUACCCUCUGGUCAUCAACACAGUGAAACGCUUCCACCUUUAUCCAGAGGUGGUCAUAGCCUACUGGUACCGAAUUUUCAUGGGGAUAAUGCACCUGUUUGGGAUAGAAGCCAAGACCUGCUGGAACGUCACUAGGCUGGAGCCUCUCAAUGAAGUGACAAGCUGUGAAGGGCUGGGAGACCCCGCUUGCUUUUAUGUUGGUGUGAUUUUUAUUUUAAAUGGUCUGAUGAUGGGCCUGUUCUUCAUCUACGGUGCAUACCUCAGUGGGACUCAGUUGGGUGGCAUUGUUACAGUACUGUGCUACUUUUUCAACCAUGGAGAGGCCACCCGGGUCAUGUGGACGCCCCCUCUCCGGGAAAGCUUCUCUUAUCCAUUCCUCGUACUUCAGAUGUAUAUUUUAACUAAAAUUCUCAGGUCCUCGCUGAGUCACCGGAAACAUUACCUCGCCUUCUGCCUGGCCAACACCGCCUUCCUGCUCCCCUGGCAGUUCGCUCAGUUCAUACUCUUCACACAGAUAGCCUCAUUAUUUCCCAUGUAUGUGGUCGGAUACAUUGAGCCAAGCAAAUUCCAGAAGAUUAUUUAUAUGAACAUGGUUUCAGUUGUCUUCUGCUUUGUUUUGAUGUUUGGGAAUCCAAUGUACUUAAGUUCUUAUUAUUCCUCAUCUCUGCUGAUGACAUGGGCAAUUAUACUAAAGAGAAGCAAAAUUCAAAAGAUGGGAGCAUCUGAACUCAAUUUUUGGCUUGUUCAAGGUUGUUCGUGGUGGUGUGGCACCAUCAUUUUGAAAUUUCUGACAUCAAAAGUCUUGGGUGUUUCAGAUCAUAUUCGCCUGAGUGACCUCAUAGCUGCCAGAAUCUUAAGGUACACAGACUUCGAUACCUUGAUCUACACCUGCGCUCCUGAAUUUGACUUCAUGGAACAGGCGACCCCCCUGAGGUACACGAAGACAUUACUGCUCCCGAUUGUUUUGAUGGUUACCUACUUUAUCUUUAGAAAGACUGUACGUGAUGUUUUGUGUGCCUUAUCUACAAACACUUACCAAAGAAAACAGCUCUUGGAACACAGUGAGCUGGUUUUUCACACCUUGCAGCUGUUGGCAUUCACGGCCCUGGCCAUUCUCAUCAUGAGACUGAAGCUCUUCCUGACACCCCACAUGUGUGUGAUGGCCUCCCUGAUCUGUUCUCGAAGGCUCUUUGGCUGGCUUUUUUGCAGAGUUAAUUUUGAGAACAUUGUCUUUGGCAUUCUAACUGUCAUGUCGUUACAAGGCUACACAAACCUCCACAACCAGUGGAGCAUAAUAGGAGAAUUCACGAAUUUGCCCCAGGAAGAACUUAUACAAUGGAUCAGAUAUAACACCAGGCCAGAUGCUGUGUUUGCAGGUGCCAUGCCCACAAUGGCCAGUAUCAAGCUGUCCACGCUUCACCCCAUUGUGAACCACCCUCACUAUGAGGACGCAGACCUGAGGGCUCGAACAAAAAUAGUUUAUUCUGCAUAUAGUCGAAAAUCUGCCAAAGAAGUGAGAGAUAAAUUGUCAGAAUUGCACGUGAACUACUACGUAUUAGAAGAAGCAUGGUGUGUUGUGCGAACUAAGCCGGGGUGCAGCAUGCUUGAGAUCUGGGAUGUGGAGGACCCGUCCAACGCAGCCAAGCCUCCCCUGUGCAGCCUCCUGCUGAAGGACUCCAGGCCCUUCUUCACCACAGUGUUCCAGAACAGCAUGUACAGAGUGCUGAAGGUCAACUGA
Perognathus longimembris pacificus (Pacific pocket mouse) is the source of this 2583-nucleotide messenger RNA. It is a transcript of the gene Dpy19l2, whose product is annotated as dpy-19 like 2. Gene Ontology annotation, cellular component: nuclear inner membrane. Gene Ontology annotation, biological process: spermatid development. Gene Ontology annotation, molecular function: mannosyltransferase activity. The coding region runs from base 1 to 2583 and encodes 860 amino acids. The transcript is spliced from 23 exons. The record is from RefSeq and is a predicted model, not a curated record. Lineage: Eukaryota; Metazoa; Chordata; Mammalia; Rodentia; Heteromyidae.